UGCUAGUUGUAUGACGUUUGACGUGACGUGACGGAUGUGUGAUACAAUAGAUUGCGCAUAAAAGUAAAUUAUAAAUAUUUCCAUGUUUUACUCAUAAGAACCAAUAAAGGAUGGCUAAAACAAAAGUGACCGGGGCCACUAGCAGGCUAAAGCAAGACUACUUGCGGCUGAAAAACGACCCAGUGCCGUACGUUACAGCGGAGCCUGUGCCGUCAAACAUUCUCGAGUGGCAUUAUGUGGUACGAGGACCCGAGAAAAGUCCAUACGAAGGUGGUUACUACCAUGGGAAAAUCAUAUUUCCGCGAGAGUUUCCGUUCAAACCACCAUCUAUCUACAUGAUCACGCCCAACGGCCGCUUCCGAACCAACACACGUCUGUGCCUCAGCAUCACGGACUUCCACCCUGACACCUGGAACCCGGCAUGGUCUAUUUCGACCAUACUAACGGGCCUGCUAAGUUUUAUGCUAGAAAAGACACCUACUUGGGGUUCCAUAGAAACAUCAGAUUACCAAAAGCGGUGCAUGGCAGCUGAAUCCCUGGAAAUUAAUAUAAAAAACAAGAUGUUCUGUGAACUAUUUCCAGAAUUUGUGGAAGAAAUUGAACAACAGUUGAAGGAGAGACAGGAGGCUAUGCUGCAAGCAGAGGAGGUUCCGGGCAGUGACAGUGAAGUGAUGACAGAGCAACAAUCCAACAUGUACUAUAUUAUGACAAAUUUGUUUGUUCUUGUGGGUUUCAUCUUUCUCGCAUAUAUGGUGAAAUACGUCCUAGUCUCUAUAUCCAAUGACUAGACAAUAAAAUAUUGCUAAAUUUUAUUGUAAAUAUUGUAAUUUAUUUUGUAUAUAGGUACUUAUUCCACUGAAAGUGUACAAUGAAUUUUUUCGUAACUGCACCUUAACGUUCCGUUCAUGUAUUCUAUCUCACUAUUGUAAUCAAUUAGGCUGUUAGCUGUUGCUAAUUUUAUAGUGUGCAGUAUAUUCUGUUUCUUGUCUUUUUCAUUCAGCAACUACCUAUUUAUUCUUAUAUUUCUAAUUUAAUGUUAGGCCUCUAAGCUAACAUAAUAUCUGUUACCUAUUUAUUAAUUGCUUUCAUAGUAUUCUAGAUAGAUGCAACUUUUUAUGAGCACAGUUGCACAAACAUUAAUAAAAUUAAAUGUUAAUGCUGCCACGCAUCCUUGUGCAUAUGGUCUGAUGAUUUCAUGUUAUUUAUUUUAUUGUUUGUGCAAGUGUGUAACUAAGAUUACUUAUAUUAUAAUGGCAUUAGUAUCGAAAUUGCAUUUACUGUUUAUAUUUGUUUUUUUUUUCACUAAGUAUUUACUGUGGAGAAAGAUUGCAUUACUUUCACUGCCAGCAGCCCGUGUGUUUGAAGCUGUCUCCGAUAAUGCCACUUUAAUGUGCAACCCAUGUUUUAUACUGAUGUGAAUGAACACUGUAAAGGUUUCUAAUACCAUAUAUUAUCAAUUAUCGUGAAAGAGUGACUAGUGUAGUAAAUAUUAGCUUCAUUGUGGGUCAAAGGCCAGUGAAAUCUUGCCAAUGAGAGCAUGAAAAUUAUUACCUUAAAAGUAUCUGUGAUGAAAGCAUUAGAUCUGUGCACUGUUAUAUAAAUUUGACAACUUGGCAAAUGAGUUUGCAAUCUGUACCAUAGCCCAGGGAUGUUACCAGGAAACGACUUUGUUUACCUAUUCAUCAUGUUGAAUGGAGAAAUGAUUCUGUGUUGGGUAAUUAGCUUGUUAAAUAGCAAUUUAACUUGUAACAAUGAGUAAUUACAACUAAAUGUAUAAUUUUCCGUUGGAAAUUUGUAGAUAAUACCUAUUGUUUAAUAAAAUAAAGCAUUGAGUAAAGUGUUAAUAUUUUUCUAUUUUAU
Leguminivora glycinivorella is the source of this 1860-nucleotide messenger RNA. Its product is annotated as ubiquitin-conjugating enzyme E2 J2-like. The transcript has a single exon. The coding region runs from base 111 to 788 and encodes 225 amino acids. NCBI's taxonomy places the organism in Eukaryota, Metazoa, Arthropoda, Insecta, Lepidoptera, Tortricidae. The record is from RefSeq and is a predicted model, not a curated record.